Messenger RNA from Labrus mixtus (cuckoo wrasse), 1045 nucleotides. RefSeq names its product peroxiredoxin like 2B (gene prxl2b). The record is from RefSeq and is a predicted model, not a curated record. The transcript is spliced from 7 exons. Lineage: Eukaryota; Metazoa; Chordata; Actinopteri; Labriformes; Labridae. The coding region runs from base 123 to 728 and encodes 201 amino acids.
GCGUAUCAGGAUAUACUUGUUUUGCAACUUUUAGUGCGGUCUUUACUCAAACAUCAUAUUUGUAUAAGAACAUAUACCGUUGAAUUUAACAGGUUAAAGUCAGUGCAGCUCCGUCGCUGAAAAUGGCAAACGUCGACCUCGCCCAAGUUGGAAAGAAUUUGUUGAAGAGUGGUGAAACUGGAGAGAAUGUGGAGCUGCAGUCUCUGUGGCAGGACCAGCCGGUGGUCUUGUUCUUCCUGCGCAGGUUUGGCUGUCAGGUGUGUCGGUGGACGGCGUCAGAGGUCAGCAAACUGGAGCCGGAGUUGAGAGCCAGUGGUGUAGCCCUGGUAGGCGUUGGACCAGAAGAGUUUGGGUUGAAGGAGUUUAAGGAAGGAGGGCUUUUCAAAGGAUCCCUUUAUGUUGAUGAACAAAAGAGAACCUACAAGGAUUUGGGCUUUAAAAGGUACACAGCCAUUAGUGUGGUUCCUGCUGCUAUGGGGAAGAGAGUGCGAGAAGCGGCUUCAAAGGCCAAAGCUGCUGGCAUCCAGGGAAACUUCUCAGGAGAUCUGCUCCAGAGUGGAGGCAUGCUCAUUGUAGCUAAAGGUGGAGAAAAGGUCCUGCUACACUUUGUCCAGGAUUCACCAGGAGAUUACGUACCACUGAAGGAUAUCGCCAAGGUGUUGGGUAUCGCAGCUGAAGUAAAAGAAGGACAAAGGCCAGUGUGCAAUGAUGACAUCUGUACUCGAUGAAGACUGAGCUGCCUAUCAGACACACCGGCAGGCUGACAUGGAAAUGAAAGAAGCCGAGUAACACCAAGUGAACUUGCUGAACAUGAAUGUCUGCCAAAAUUCUUAACUGCUUGAAAUUCCUUUUUGACGUUUUAAUAUUUUAUUAUUUUAUUAUAUAAUGGGAAAGCUUCAGUGACACUCCUUUAUAAGCUUUACCUUUUCAUUAAAAUACAUUUUAAAAUUACAUCAUGAUCACAACAAUUAUAAUUUUUAUUCAUUGUUUUUAUUUAUUUGCAUCUUUUGCAUCAGUCUAUAAUAGAAAAAAAUAUUUCUGUGUG